Messenger RNA from Centropristis striata (black sea bass), 1447 nucleotides. RefSeq names its product serine/threonine-protein kinase pim-2-like. The transcript has 8 exons. The record is from RefSeq and is a predicted model, not a curated record. Gene Ontology annotation, biological process: regulation of mitotic cell cycle; protein autophosphorylation; negative regulation of apoptotic process. Gene Ontology annotation, molecular function: protein serine/threonine kinase activity; ATP binding. The coding region runs from base 1 to 1062 and encodes 353 amino acids. NCBI's taxonomy places the organism in Eukaryota, Metazoa, Chordata, Actinopteri, Perciformes, Serranidae. Gene Ontology annotation, cellular component: cytoplasm.
AUGAAAAGGCCCCAACAGCAGAACAAAGCCCCGGAAAAAAUGGAGGAUGUGACAGCUAAAGGGACCAAAAGAAAAGCCAGCACCGAAAGAGAGACGCCCUGUAAGAGGCAGAGAACUGGAAACAACGAGACCAAUGCUGGUGAACCUACCAAAGAGGUCGGUGCUGAGCGGCCGCCAGCAACAGAGUCUCCCAGGACCAAGAUCUGGGAUAUCGACUGUGAAGUCUCCCUGAGCUGCUGCAGCCCUUCAACCUCCCGGCAGAACGAUGAAACGCCAUCCUGCUCCGUCAGGACCAGCACAGAAAAUUUUGAGGCCAAGUACCUGCAGCUUCACCAGCUCGGAGAAGGCGCCUUCGGAACAGUUUAUGCUGGAGAAAGAAAAAGUGACAACUUACCAGUGGCGAUCAAACACAUCCCUGAAGCUCUUGUGCGGACUCGACCAGUUUUAAAUGGAAAGACGCACAUGGUGCCAUUGGAGGUGCUUCUCAUGCUGAGAGUGGCAGGUGGAGCGAGGUCACUGGGGAAACAUGCUGCCGUGUCAUUAUUAGACUGGUAUGAUCUGGGCCCGGAGGUCCUGCUUGUCAUGGAGAGACCAGUCCCCUGUGAGGACCUGCUGACCUAUCUCGAUAACAACAAUGGGUUCCUGAGGGAAGACCAGGCAAAGAACAUCAUGAAGCAGCUGGUGGAAGCAGCAGUUAACAUGCACUCUCUUGGAGUCUUCCAUGGGGACAUUAAAGCAGAUAAUGUCCUCCUUGAUUUAAGCUCGGAUGUCCCUCGUGUGAGAAUCAUAGACUUUGGAUGUGGCUGCUUGGUGAAUAAGAUACCGUACCGCUCCUCCUCUGGAACCAUUGACUACAUCCCUCCAGAGUUUUACCGGCUUGGCACAUACGAGGCGGAACCCAGCACAGUCUGGCAGCUGGGCACUCUGCUCUAUGAACUGGUGUACAGCGACAACACUGAGCUGUCCAAAGACUGCCAGGACUUGUUGGAGGUGUGUUUGGCUGUGAACCCUCAGGAGCACGGCACUCUAGAGCAGAUUCUGCUGCACCCCUGGUUCUCCUAAUCCUGCACAACCGACCACCCAUUGGGCUGAGCCAACUGACUCCAAUGAACUCCAUCCUUUGGUCUUAUAGUCUAGACGGUUUAUUAUUAUUAUUAUUAUUAUUUUAUAUUUAUUGUUUUUAUUGUUUUUAUUGUAUUUAUUGUAUGGGUACAAGUCGGGAACCAACCUACUUUACAUAUUUCAUAUCAUAUUCAUAUUGACCUUCUAAUUUGCAUAUCAAAAUGGCCGCCAAAUUGCCCAUCUUGCUCAGUCGUUGGACCAUUUUCCCCUAGUUUUUUUGUAAGUAGGCAAUCAAGAUGAGGAAUUUAAGUAUUAUGUAUAUAUAUAUGCAAAAUACCAACUUUUAAGGUGAAAUUAAGCAUUAUUUGUGUCAUUUUUUAAGGCU